Molecule: messenger RNA, 1266 nt
Organism: Paramecium sonneborni
Lineage: Eukaryota; Ciliophora; Oligohymenophorea; Peniculida; Parameciidae
Source: the annotation of a GenBank genome assembly
UUUAAAUAUAAUGUAUUAUCCUUAGUCCUUCUAUCCUUAAAGAUAUCCAUAAUAUAGGUAAUAACCCUAUGGUGUACGACCCUAAGUACCAUAGUAAUGGAGACCACCAGUUUAUAAUGCUCCAUAAUAUCCAUAUCCAGGAUUAAGAAUACCGCCUACAUAAUAUCCCUGCAAUCCAUACAAUCCAUACAAUCCAUACAACCCAUACACUUCAUCCAUCAUACCACCUGCAUAUUAGCCAUAACCUAUGUUAAGUUAAAUCAUGUCUUCUCCUUAACGAUAAUUCUAAUCGCCAGAUCGUUUAAGAGGAGCAUAGUCACCACCUAGAAAUAUGUUGAUGCAAUCUCAACAAGUGCCUAAAUCACCUGCUCCUUAGCUAUAAUCACCAAAUAGACAAUAUUUAACAUAUGAUCAAGUACAAGAACGCAUCCGUAAUGCCUAACAGUAGCAACCUUAAAUUCAUCAUAAUCCAAAAUAAUGUUUAUUGUAUAUCUAAUUCAUUAGAAACACCAUAACCUAAGCCAAAUUAAUAAAAAUAACAACAACCUGCUCCUCCUAUUUAAAAUUAAUAGCCAACCUAAAAACCUAAACAAGAUGAUGAUUUAGAUAAGAGAUAUUAAAAUGCUCUUAAAAGCACAGAAUAAAUCAUAAAAAAAUAUUAGAUGGAUGAUUCUGGUAGUAAAGGUCGUUAAACUAAUUAAGAAAAUUAAUAAGCAGAAGAAGAUGAUGGCGAACGAUAAGGUAUAUAUAUAUAUUCCAUUCAAUUAUAGAAUUGGCAUUGUAAUAUGAGGAUGGAUUUAUUUAUAGAGGCUAGGGAUAUCCUCCAUAAACAAGGAGUGGUUUUGGUAUUUUAACUGAUUCUGAAGGAUAACAGAUUUAUGCUGGAUAUUGGAAUGAAAAUUUAUAUGAUGGUUAAGGAAGAUUGACAAAUCUUUAGAUUGAAGAAUUAAAAGAACCUAUUGAUUGGAACAAUAUGACUACUAUUGGAAAUGGAUGGGCAUCAUAUGAAGGUAAAUAUAUUUAAUCAACAACUUAGGAAACUUUUCUUAAGGAAAAAUGCAUGGAUAAGGAACACUUAUUUUAUCUAAUGGUGAAUAAUAUUUUGGAGAAUUUGAGGAUGGAAUGGUACAUGGUGAUGGAGAGUUCACUAAUCUUGAUGGAUAAGUUAUCAAAGGUAAAUGGGACUAGGGAUACUUAAUUUAAUUAUCAGAAUAAGAUUGAAAUCAUUAAAAUAAAUUUUACAUAUAUAUAAAUUCAUUCAUCAAG